AUGCUGAGCAUUCAGUCGCUGAUACAGAAUGCCAAGCAGCUGUCCAAGUCGUACGAGAAGAACGCCAUGAACGCCGAAGGAGUCAUCCAGCAGAUGGCCAACUUUGCCGGCGCCACUGCACCACCAGAGCAGAACAAGUCGUCGGCAAACAGUGGCAGAACUAAUGAAAAGCCAUCAUCAGUCUCGUCAUCAGCACCACCACCACCACCAGCAAAUGCCACUGCAGUGAUCACCGAUCCAAAGGUGAUGAUCGCCUCACUGCUCGAACAGGAACAACAGUCAGCUAUUGCGGCACAGAAAUCCAGUGCUGCUGCAACCUCUGCCGCUGCCGCCGCCGCCGCUGCAUCCACUUCCGCAUCCACCACUUCGGGCCUGCUCGUCCCCGGCUCCACCUCCACCUGCAAACCUCGCUCGCUGGUGAUGGCCGCCCUUCAGCGGGAGUCGCCGCGGGUGAAGGCGCUCAAACGGGAGAACCACCUGCUGAAGCAGCAGCUGCAGGAGUACCAGUUCGCCCUGGAGCUGAUCAUGUCAAAGUACCGCGGGCAGAUGAUGGCGUUGCUGGCGCAGGCUGAGGCCUGCGCCGCCACCAUCCUCGCCCACCACGAGUCGCCAGAGCGGAUGGAGCAGCAGGCGGCGACAAUUGCGCUCACCAAUCGACUGCAGGAGAUGAAGGGCCGUUUCGAGCGCUCCAUCGGCCCCAGCUCUGAGGAGCGGAUUCUCGCGCAACGGCAGCUCCUUCACGAACUGGUCGUCGAGCACGAGACGCUGCUGGAGCUCUAUCAAAUCUCAAAACGGUACGGCUCGUUGCCGGGCGCCACGCCCCCGCUGGACGCCACUGCCAAUCUGGUGUCGACGACGGAGGCGCUGAUGGAGGCGCUGAAGGUAGUCGAGUUGGCCUCCUCUGCUUCUGCGACGGUGUUUUCUGCUGUUGUUGAGCACAGUAGUUCUGCAGAUGCUGCUGCUGUUGGUGGCGGUGAAGCGGAAAACACUGAUGAAGGGACUGCUCUGCCCCUCCCCACGUUUAUGGAAACGGAAGAAGCCGAUGAAGCGGAAACUGAAAAGGAGAACCUGAAUCCGGAACUCCUGGAGUCGCCCAUGGACGUGGGCACUAGUCACCUUGAGGAGGGAGGCACUAGAUUGGUGUCGACGGCGGCAACAGCUGUUGCAGUUGAAUCAGUUUGA
This is a messenger RNA of Rhagoletis zephyria (snowberry fruit fly), 1182 nucleotides long. The record is from RefSeq and is a predicted model, not a curated record. NCBI's taxonomy places the organism in Eukaryota, Metazoa, Arthropoda, Insecta, Diptera, Tephritidae.